Messenger RNA from Solanum verrucosum, 1158 nucleotides. Its product is annotated as glucan endo-1,3-beta-glucosidase 14-like. The transcript has 3 exons. Bases 1 to 1158 code for a protein of 385 amino acids. Gene Ontology annotation, biological process: carbohydrate metabolic process. Gene Ontology annotation, molecular function: hydrolase activity, hydrolyzing O-glycosyl compounds. The record is from RefSeq and is a predicted model, not a curated record. Lineage: Eukaryota; Viridiplantae; Streptophyta; Magnoliopsida; Solanales; Solanaceae. Gene Ontology annotation, cellular component: plasma membrane.
AUGACUUCCUACUUGUCUUUAUUCCUCUGUCUCAUUCUUCUCUUUAAUGUUUUGGUGGCAGAUGCAUUCACAGGUACAUAUGGGAUAAAUUAUGGAAGGUUAGCAGACAACAUCCCAGCCCCAGAAAGCGUUGUAACGCUUCUCAGGGCGAACAAAAUAAAGAAUGUUAGAAUCUAUGACGCGGAUCAUAGUGUUCUAACAGCUUUUAAAGAUUCUGAAAUUCAAAUCAUCAUAGGACUUGGCAAUGAAUUCCUCAAAGACAUAAGUGUGAAUGAAGAUCGCGCUAUUGAAUGGGUGAAAAUAAACGUACAACCUUACCUCCCCGGUACCUUAAUUCGUGGCAUAGCAGUUGGUAACGAAAUUCUUGGAGGAGGAGAUACUGAACUAUGGGAAGUUUUAGUCCCUGCUGUUAAAAAUGUGUAUAAUGCACUUGACAAAUUGGACUUAUCACACAAAAUAGAAGUGUCAAGUCCACAUUCAGAAGCUGUUUUUGAGAACACAUAUCCUCCAUCAGCUGGUGUAUUUAAAGAAAGUAUACUACCAUACAUGUUACCAUUAUUAAAUUUUUCGAAACAAAUUGGUUCACCUUUUUACAUAAAUGCAUAUCCUUUUUUGGCCUACAAAAGUGACCCUAGUCACAUUGAUCUCAACUAUGCAUUAUUCGAGAAAUCCAGUGGUAUAUAUGAUGCAAAAACCAAGUUGCAUUACGAUAACAUGUUUGAGGCAAUGAUUGAUGCUGCAUAUUUCGCGUUGGAGAAGGCAGGGUUCGAGAAAAUGCCAGUAAUUUGUUCAGAAACAGGAUGGGCAUCACAAGGGGAUGAAAAUGAAGCUGGUGCAAAUGUGAAAAAUGCAAGAACUUAUAAUAAUAAUUUGCAUAAAUUGUUGUUGAAGAAAAAAGGGACACCACAUAGGCCUAAAAUGGUGAUGAGGGCUUAUAUAUUUGCUUUGUUUAAUGAAAAUCAGAAACCUGGCCCAACUUCAGAGAGGAAUUUUGGAUUGUUUAAAGCUGAUGGAAGUAUAGCUUAUAAAAUUGGAUUUAGAGGACUUGUGCCUUCUUCAGCAUCAAAGGACUUUGUACUAGGAGGCGGGUUUUGGAGUUCCCAAUGGUUUGUUGCUUUGGCGAGUGCAGUAGUGCUGACUCAAUUUUUAGACUUGUGA